AGCGCUUCCUGGGAGGCACCUAGGGACCUGGCCAGCCGUGGGGCUGCCCAGGCGCUAUGGCGAGCGCGGCCAGGGGAUCGAGGCCGUGGCCCCGGCUGGGGCUCCAGCUCCAGUUCGCGGCGCUGCUGCUCGGGACGCUGAGUCCACAGGUUCAUACUCUCAGGCCAGAGAGCCUCCUGCUGGUGUCCACCUUGGAUGGAAGUCUCCAUGCACUGAGCAAACAGACAGGGGACCUGAAGUGGACUCUGAAGGAUGAUCCCGUCAUCCAAGGACCAAUGUACGUCACAGAAAUGGCCUUUCUCUCUGACCCAGCUGAUGGCAGCCUGUACAUCUUGGGGACCCAAAAACAACAGGGAUUAAUGAAACUGCCAUUCACCAUCCCUGAGCUGGUUCAUGCCUCUCCCUGCCGCAGCUCUGAUGGGGUCUUCUACACAGGCCGGAAGCAGGAUGCCUGGUUUGUGGUGGACCCUGAGUCAGGGGAGACCCAGAUGACACUGACCACAGCGGGUCCCUCCACCCCCCGCCUCUACAUCGGCCGAACACAGUAUACAGUCACCAUGCAUGACCCAAGAGCCCCAGCCCUGCGCUGGAACACCACCUACCGCCGCUACUCAGCGCCCCCCAUGGAUGGCUCACCUGGGAAAUACAUGAGCCACCUGGCGUCCUGUGGGAUGGGCCUGCUGCUCACUGUGGACCCAGGAAGUGGGGCAGUGCUGUGGACACAAGACCUGGGCGUGCCUGUGAUGGGCGUCUACACCUGGCACCAGGACGGCCUGCGCCAGCUGCCGCAUCUCACCCUGGCUCGAGACACUCUGCAUUUCCUCGCCCUCCGCUGGGGCCACAUCCGACUGCCUGCCUCAGGCCCCCAGGACACAGCCACCCUCUUCUCUGCCUUGGAUACCCAGCUGCUGAUGACGCUGUAUGUGGGGAAGGAUGAAACUGGCUUCUAUGUCUCUAAAGCACUGGUCCACACAGGAGUGGCCCUGGUGCCUCGUGGACUGACCCUGGCCCCCACAGAUGGCCCCACCACAGAUGAGGUGACACUCCAAGUCUCAGGAGAGCGAGAGGGCUCCCCCAGCACUGCUGUUAGAUACCCCUCAGGCAGUGUGGCCCUCCCAAGCCAGUGGCUGCUCAUUGGACACCACGAGCUACCCCCAGUCCUGCACACCACCAUGCUGAGGGUCCAUCCCACCCCGGGAGGUGGAACUGCAGAGACAAGACCCCCAGAGAACACCCAGGCCCCAGCCUUCUUCUUGGAGCUAUUGAGCCUGAGUCGAGAGAAACUUUGGGACUCUGAGCUGCAUCCAGAAGAAAAGAUUCCAGACUCUUACCUGGGGCUGGGACCCCAAGACCUGCUGGCAGCUAGCCUCACUGCUGUCCUCCUGGGAGGGUGGAUUCUAUUUGUGAUGAGGCAGCAGCCGCAGGUGGUGGAGAAGCAGCAGGAGACCCCCCUGGUACCUGCAGACUCUGCUGACAUCUCCCAGGAUGCCCAGUCCCUGCACUCGGGGGUCACCCUGAGGAGCAAGAAGAGGCUUCAAAAUCCCUCAAAGCAAGUCCAGCCACUCGACGACCCGGAAGCUGAGCAACUCACCGUAGUGGGGAAGAUUUCCUUCAAUCCCAAGGACGUGCUGGGCCGCGGGGCAGGCGGGACUUUCGUUUUCCGGGGACAGUUUGAGGGACGAGCAGUGGCUGUCAAGCGGCUCCUCCGCGAGUGCUUUGGCCUGGUUCGGCGGGAAGUUCAACUGCUGCAGGAGUCUGACAGGCACCCCAAUGUGCUCCGCUACUUCUGCACCGAGCGGGGACCCCAGUUCCACUACAUUGCCCUGGAGCUCUGCCGGGCCUCCUUGCAGGAGUACGUAGAAAACCCGGACCUGGACCGCGCGGGCCUGGAGCCCGAGGUGGUGCUGCAGCAGCUGAUGUCUGGCCUGGCCCACCUGCAUUCCUUACACAUAGUGCACCGGGACCUGAAGCCAGGCAAUAUUCUCAUCACCGGGCCUGACAGCCAGGGCCUGGGCAGGGUGGUGCUUUCAGACUUCGGCCUCUGCAAGAAGCUGCCUGCUGGCCGCUGUAGCUUCAGCCUCCACUCCGGCAUCCCCGGCACGGAAGGCUGGAUGGCGCCCGAGCUCCUGCAGCUCCUGCCACCAGACAGUCCUACCAGCGCUGUGGACAUCUUCUCUGCAGGCUGCGUGUUCUACUACGUGCUUUCUGGUGGCAGCCACCCCUUUGGAGACAGUCUUUAUCGCCAGGCAAACAUCCUCACAGGGGUGCCCUGUCUGGCUCACCUGGAGGAAGAGGUCCACGACAAGGUGGUUGCCCGGGACCUGGUUGCAGCCAUGUUGAGCCUGCUGCCACAGGCACGCCCCUCUGCCCCCCAGGUGCUGGCCCACCCUUUCUUUUGGAGCAGAGCCAAGCAACUCCAGUUCUUCCAGGAUGUCAGUGACUGGCUGGAGAAGGAGUCCGAGCAGGAGCCCCUGAUGAGGGCACUGGAGGCAGGAGGCUGCGCGGUGGUCCGGGACAACUGGCACGAGCACAUCUCCAUGCCGCUGCAGACAGACCUGAGAAAGUUCCGGUCCUAUAAGGGGACAUCAGUGCGAGACCUGCUCCGUGCUGUGAGGAACAAGAAGCACCACUACAGGGAGCUCCCAGUUGAGGUGCGACAGGCACUUGGCCAAGUCCCUGACGGCUUCGUCCAGUACUUCACAAACCGCUUCCCACGGCUGCUCCUCCACACGCACCAAGUCAUGAGGAGUUGCGCCUCUGAGAGCCUCUUCCUGCCCUACUACCCACCAGACUCAGAGGCCAGGGGGCCAUGCCCUGGGGCUGCAGGGAGGUGA
Piliocolobus tephrosceles (Ugandan red Colobus) is the source of this 2834-nucleotide messenger RNA. It is a transcript of the gene ERN2, whose product is annotated as endoplasmic reticulum to nucleus signaling 2. Bases 57 to 2834 code for a protein of 925 amino acids. Gene Ontology annotation, molecular function: protein serine/threonine kinase activity; RNA endonuclease activity; ATP binding. Lineage: Eukaryota; Metazoa; Chordata; Mammalia; Primates; Cercopithecidae. The record is from RefSeq and is a predicted model, not a curated record. Gene Ontology annotation, cellular component: IRE1-TRAF2-ASK1 complex. Gene Ontology annotation, biological process: mRNA processing; intrinsic apoptotic signaling pathway in response to endoplasmic reticulum stress; protein phosphorylation. The transcript is spliced from 22 exons.